GCGGGGGGUGGGGAGUACACAGGCAGAUGUCAUGAGGGAAUUUCAUUGGUGCCUUGUAAUGUCACUAGGUCACAAGGGAGGACAAGGGCAGCUUGUGUCAGGGGCCACAGCCUCAUCACUCUGGUGUACUCAGUCACCUGGGUGGGGUGCUCACAGACUGUGGGGAUGGUGAGGCAGCAGAAUACGAAGUUUAAAAAAUUUACCAUACAGUAUGUCCACUUGCUCAGUUAGGAGCAUCUUAAAUGACAAGAUACAGGAAACACAACAGGGAAACUGGGUGUGUCCCCUUUAGAAACAUCCAAUGCCUCGCCUCCUUCGUUGGAGCCUCUGUAGGCCCUUUGCCAGCUCCAGUCUCCCGCCUCUGGGACGUUGGCUCCAAGGAGCCGCGCCAACUCCCUCUACCGGGCGGAUGCAGGACAAGAACUACAUUACCCUGAAGGCUAUGCUCCGCGGGAUGGCUGUGAGCGCCGAUCUGAUGACGUCACAGAAAAACGGGCGUUCGUGGCUCGCGUUGUCAAGGGUGGGACUUCCUGUGUCGCCAGGGAGGCCGUUUGUUCGUGAUGGCGUGGUUGUGUCUCUAUCUUAGGUGACUUCUACUCGGGACGUCGGGACGGAGCGGGGAGGACAGCCAGUAGGGCCCACCUGUGCCUUUGUACGACCUGGGGGAGGGUCAGCUAAGCCCGCUGCACCCGCCGGUCUCCGGCGCCCUCACGUGGCCCUACGCUCCCCGCGGUGCGAUGGCGGCGCUGGUGACCCCGGCGCAGGUGUUGGUGACCUUCAAGGAUGUGGCCGUGACCUUUACCCGGGAGGAGUGGGGACAGCUUGACCUGGAUCAGAGGACCCUGUACCAAGAGGUGAUGCUGGAGAUCUGUGGGCUCCUGGUCUCACUGGGGCAUCCAGUUCCCAAACCGGAGUUGAUCCGCUUGCUGGAGCAUGGACAGGAGCUGUGGAUGGGAAUGAGAGGCCUCCCACGUAGCACAUGCCCAGGUGACAGAGCAAAACGUCAGACCAGAGAGCUGGUUUUGUCUGAAGGAGCCUUGCUCCAGGGAAGCCUGACUCUGGGAUCUUCAAGGGACUGCAGGUCGAAGCAAGCCAGGGAUCCAGAAGGGCUUUUGGAAGUGCAGAAAGGUCAGCUGAGGCCAGAGACAGAUGCCCACAAGGAGACCCAUCCUGGGAAAACGAGCCUUGAAGAUGAUCGUUUGGAGGCGGAUGAUGGUGUGCACUCCAGGGCGUUCCAGGAGAGAGUCUCUCAGGGAGAUGUUCUCUGUGAGCAUGACCCACAGGGACCAGGAAAAGGCCCCCUGAUUCAUAACCUCUACAAGUGCAAGCAGUGUGGGAAGAGUUUUAACAGGAAGUGGUACCUUGUUCGACAUCAGCGGAUUCACACUGGAAUGAAGCCCUAUGAAUGCAAUGCGUGUGGGAAAGCCUUCAGCCAGAGCUCAACCCUGACCCGGCACUACGUCAUCCACACCGGGGAGACGCCGUACAAGUGUGCCGAGUGCGGGAAGGCCUUCAAACGCAGGUCAUACCUCCUGCAGCACCAGCCGAUCCACACUGGGGAGAAGCCCUAUGAGUGCGGCCAGUGUCGAAAGGCCUUCACCCACCGCUCUACUUUUAUUCGCCACAAUAGGACCCACACUGGAGAAAAACCCUUCGAAUGCAAAGAAUGUGAGAAAUCAUUUAGCAACAGAGCACACCUCAUCCAGCACUACAUCAUCCACACUGGAGAGAAGCCCUACGAUUGCACAGAGUGUGAGAAGGCCUUCAGGUGCAGCUCAGAACUUCUGCAGCACCAGCGGAUUCACACAGGGGAGAAGCCCUACGAGUGUGCCCAGUGCGGGAAGGCCUUUCACCGGAGCACGUACCUCAUCCAGCACUCUGUCAUCCACACUGGGGAGACGCCGUACAAGUGCGCCGAGUGCGGGAAGGCCUUCAAACGCAGGUCACACCUCCUGCAGCACCAGCGGGUUCAUACUUGAGAAAAAGGCCUUCACUGCUGCUCCUCUUUUGUCUUUCAUGAGGGGAUCCACGCUAGAGGGAAGAACCCUUUGAGUGCAAAGAAUUCUGGGAAGGUUUUUUGUCUGCUUUUCAAAUGCACAUGUGGUCACAUCGGAGAAGAUGCCUUUCGAAUGCAGUGGAAAUGUCAGAAGCCUUCGGCCCCUGCUCAUCGUUCAGAGGAUUCAUUCUGUGGAGAAACUCAGCACAAGAAGCCAUGCCACCCGUGGGUCCAUCCACCUCUGUCAACAUCAGAGAACAUACCGGGGAAAGACGUUCUGAAUGUAACCAGAAGGACGCUCCUCAGCCAAAAGAAAAGACUCAUCCUCGCCACCUGAGAAUGUGUAAUGAAGAGGAACCACGUAAUUAUUGCCGUGAGAAAACCUCCUGUGACAGGUCACCACUAGUCACGUAGAGUCAUAUUGGAACUUGACGGAGCUUGGGCUUUCCCUGUGAGGAAGCGCAGAGGAGACAGACUCAGGGGUCAUUGUGCACUUAUAACAACCUUCAGCCACAGGGCUCCCCCUUGGUUUGCACUUAAGCCAUCUCAGCAUUAUGUUAAAAAGAAGGCUAACAAGGGAAUUCCCUGCGGAGUCCCAGUGGUUAGGACUCGGCGCUUUCACUGCCGGAGGACCUGGCUUUGAUCCCUGGUCGGGGAACUAAGAUCCCGCAAGCCCCACUGGUGCAGCCAAUAAAGAAAAAAGAAAAAUAACAAAGAGGUGGAGGGGAUAGAGACAAAGACUAUAAAUGGAAAAAACAAAUGCUUUCAGACUUUCCUGCCAAGCCUGUUGCAGUUUUUCAUCGGUUCUGUUUUUUGGUGGGGCAAUGUUUGAGAGAGCAAAGGAACCCAGCCCUUUGUUUUUAUGUGUUCACUGCUGUCUCGUGUCAGGAAGGUUGGAUGUUGAGGGCAGCUCCACCAGCAUUUGUUGGAAGGCUUUGUUCCGAACAUCUCUAGCCAUUGGCCUAAUUCUUUGUGAGAAAUAUGAGGGCUUGAGUCAUGAGCUACUUGAACUUGUAAGAAAUUAGAAUACCGAAAAUAACAUCACACAAUACUUGUAUUUUAUAUCUAAGGAGAGAAUGGUCCACAUAGGGAUUGCCACAUUAAAAUGUGCACCCCUAAAGACGUUGAAUUUUUUUUUUAUAGGUAAACUCCUGUUCAUCUGGUUUUAAAUGCCUGAUACUAUCUCUCACUCUUUCUUCUUCUUCUUCUUUUUUUUUUUUUUAGUUUAAAAAGAAGUACGUUUAUUAGUAUAUGCACCGUUUGCAGAAUAGAAACAUUUAGGGUAUUUAGGGAAAUUCACUCUAAAGUUCAACAAACCUCAGUGAAAAUAUGUUGUAUUUGUUUAAUGGCAGACAGGUAAUUACUUGAGUCUAUUAACUGGCUGCAUUUUCAGUCUUCAGUAGGUUCUUUUUUUUUUAAAAUUUUUUAUUUAUUUUAUCUUUGGCCACGUUGGGUCUUCAUUGCUGUGUGCGGGCUUUUCUCUGGUUGCAGUGAGCAGGGGCUACUCUUCGUUGUGGUGCGCAGGCUCCUCAUUGCGGUGGCUUCUCUUGUUGUGCAGCACGGACUCUAGGCACGCGGGCUCAGUAGUUGUGGCGCACGGGCUUAGUUGCUCCACGGCAUGUGGGAUCUUCCCGGACCAGGGCUCAAACCCGUGUCCCCUGCGUUGGCAGGUGGAUUCUUAACCACUGUGCCACCAGGGAAGCCCUCAAUAGGUUCUUUGAAAAGAUGUUUAGCAAGGUGGAAGAUAACUUGAUCCAUGUCACUUAGAGGCUUUAUUUAUCUAUUUUUAAAAAUUUUAUUGGAGUAUAGUUGAUUUAUAAUGUUGUGUUUCAGGUGUACAGCAAAGUGAUUCAGUUAUACAUAUACUCAUUCUUUUUCAGAUUAUUUUCCCUUAUAUGUUAUUAUAAAAUAUUGAGUAUAGUUCCCUGUUCUAUACCGUAGGCUGUUGUUGGUUAUCUGUUUUAUAUAUAGUAGUGUGUAUAUGUCAAUCCCAAUCUCCCAAUUUAUCCCUCCCCCCCAAUUGUCACUCUUGAUUCCAUUCUACGUGGGUUUUUUUCUUUUCUUUUUUUAAAUUAUUCAUUCAUUCACUUCAAUAUUUAUUGGAUGCCAGAAUCACUGUUCUGGGCACUUGAAAGGCAUCACUGAACAAAACAGGUUGAGAAAAGAAACAAUCUUGCCCUGCAGAAUUUACAUAAGCAGCGUAAUAAACAAUAAAUUGUAUAAAAUACUAGAAGGUCAUAAGUGUUACUGAAGGGAAAAAAAUGGAGCAGUGUAAGUUGAAUGAUACACACCAAUCUGUGAGGGGAUAAGAACACGUCAUAAUUUUAAAUAGAAUGGUUAAAGUGGGGCCUCUUCUCAAAGCUGACGUUUAUGCAAAAACUUGAGAAGAAGGUGCUAGCUAUGUGGGUAUUUGGAGAAAGUUCUCUCCAUGUAGAGGGAACGUCCAGUUCAAGGGCUUUAUGGCUGUGACAUAACCUGGAAUAUUCGAGGCACAUCAAGGAGGUGAUGGAGCUGAAUCAGUGAUGAAGAGAGGGAAUAGUAGGAGAUUAAUUCAGAAAGGAAAUUGGGAGUCCAAUUGCAGUCAAACGCUGCAUAACACUGUUAGGGUCUUGGCUUUGACUCUGAAUGAAAUGGGGAGACAUUGGAAGAUUUGAAGCAGAGGAAUGGCUUGAUCUGCCACGUCUUUGAAGGGUCACACCGGCUGUUGUAUUGAAAGUGGUUUGUCGGAGGGUUUGUUUUCUUUAUUGUCUCUGACAGCAAGGUGCCCAUCCUGUAUGUCUGUGGCCUUCUGAGGUGAGUCCUAGUUCUUUCCUCUUUCCGCUGUUUCAGCCUCUCUAACCCUGUGGAAAGGACUGGACAUUUCCAAGUCCCCCUCUGCAGCUUUCUAGUGGUUGAAUUAUAGGUAAAACCAGUAAAAUAAAACACACAUCCAAGUUAAAUUCAUGAUGAAGGAGAAGGAUCCUCCUUGUCCGAUCUUAUAAAUGUUUGUGUGAAGUUGUUUUUUUUUGUUUUUAGAGUAAAGUGCCAUGGAUUUUAACAGGUGAGUCCAGAUGUAUACAUGCAGGUCUCGUGUUUGUGUGGGUUUCACAGUUGCCACCAUGGACUUACUCCCUUGUGCUGGCAUUGGAUAUGAGUACUUGAAAUUUGUCCUGAGAUUUUUUUUUUUCCUUUGAGGCUAGUUUUCAAGCUACACAAGAUAAUCAGUAUUAACUGAAAUAAUGUGAAAAAAUGUGCCAUACAGGGGCUUCCCUGGCGGUGCAGUGGUUAAGAAUCUGCCUGCCAAUGCAGGGGACACGGGUUCAAGCUCUGGUCCAGG
Messenger RNA from Physeter macrocephalus (sperm whale), 5312 nucleotides. RefSeq names its product zinc finger protein 550 (gene ZNF550). The transcript is spliced from 4 exons. The coding region runs from base 738 to 1979 and encodes 413 amino acids. The record is from RefSeq and is a predicted model, not a curated record. Lineage: Eukaryota; Metazoa; Chordata; Mammalia; Artiodactyla; Physeteridae. Gene Ontology annotation, biological process: regulation of DNA-templated transcription.